Messenger RNA from Salvia hispanica, 1085 nucleotides. It is a transcript of the gene FIB4, whose product is annotated as Plastid-lipid associated protein PAP / fibrillin family protein. Lineage: Eukaryota; Viridiplantae; Streptophyta; Magnoliopsida; Lamiales; Lamiaceae. The record is from RefSeq and is a predicted model, not a curated record.
UUACUUACAAACUUGAAGCACAACACACAGUGACCGCCGCAGCAGUCAAUGGCGUCGAUGCUUCGGUCGCCGCUCCCUCUCUCCCACCACGCAUCCACUUCUGUCUCCAGUUUUCCCACAGCUCCUCACAUACUUGGAAAUUUGCCGGCGCUUCAUCGGAGAAGCUGUGAUUUCAAGAAUCAAGUCGUUUGUCAAUCCUCUUCCGGUGAAGUCACCUUCAUUCAGCCCCCUAAAUCUAAAGAUGAUCUCGAUGCCUCUCUCAAGAUCAAAUUAUUGAGUGCUGUUUCUGGGCUGAACAGAGGUCUUGCUGCGAGCGAAGAUGACCUGCGAAAAGCCGAUGAAGCCGCGAAAGAGCUUGAAGCAGCUGCAGGUCCAGUUGAUCUGUGUGCUGAGAAUGAUAAGCUUCAAGGCAGGUGGAAACUCAUUUACAGCAGUGCCUUCUCAACUCGAACCCUUGGAGGUUCCCGGCCCGGCCCACCUACGGGGAGGCUUCUUCCCAUAACUCUCGGCCAGGUGUUCCAAAGGAUCGAUGUCUUCAGCAAAGACUUUGACAACAUUGUUGAGCUCGAAUUGGGGGCUCCGUGGCCUCUUCCGCCUGUCGAAUUGACCGCCACCUUAGCCCACAAGUUCGAACUCAUAGGAAGUAGUGGAAUCAAGAUCACGUUUGACAAGACAACGGUGAAGGCUACGGGAAACUUGUCUCAGUUGCCGGCAUUGGAUGUUCCACGGAUACCGGAUGCGCUCAGACCUCAAUCUAAUACGGGAAGUGGUGAGUUUGAGGUUACAUACCUUGACUCUGAUACACGUAUAACUCGAGGGGACAGAGGAGAGCUCAGGGUUUUUGUCAUCGCGUGAUGGCACGGUUUUGAGAACUCGGGUUGCUGCUGUUUUCUCCGGUGAGUUUGAUGCAGUUUUAGGUGCAUCUGUUGUAAAGAAAUAUGCAUUGUUCGUGAGCUGAAUGUAAAAGAAUAACACACACCUCCAUGUUAUGAUACUUUUCCUUCUCUUACUUCUACAUGAUAGUACUAUGAAGGAUCAAAUGUGAUAGUUCAAUUUUCGAUGGAAAUGUCAUGUGCAUUCUAACA